Gymnodraco acuticeps is the source of this 6838-nucleotide messenger RNA. RefSeq names its product eukaryotic translation initiation factor 4 gamma 3-like. NCBI's taxonomy places the organism in Eukaryota, Metazoa, Chordata, Actinopteri, Perciformes, Bathydraconidae. Gene Ontology annotation, molecular function: mRNA binding; protein binding; translation initiation factor activity. Bases 428 to 5980 code for a protein of 1850 amino acids. The record is from RefSeq and is a predicted model, not a curated record. The transcript is spliced from 36 exons. Gene Ontology annotation, cellular component: eukaryotic translation initiation factor 4F complex.
UCUGUCCUGCCCGGACUGCUGGAAGCGGCCGCAACGCCAUGUUGGCGAAGUCUCUCAUCUCUGUGAGGAAAAAAUGAUAGAAAAAAUACGCGCCGAGAAGAAAAGGUAGAUCGCCAACAGAGGUAGAAGAUUGUGGCGAUUAUUUAUUUUUGAAAGAAAAGGAACCGAGCCGGAUCCGCGGAGGUUCCGGACGGACGAGGGAGGCUAAACCUCCCACCGUCCCCAUGAAUAGCACCGCUGAUCCGAACAGCGACUUUCCAUGAAAAAAAUACGUUUGUGUUGCUAUUCGUGCUUCGUUAUCCCAGUUCGUUAAAGGGAUUUGGGGCCUGCUUCAAGAAUCUGCUACGCUUGCUCUAUGUAUGCAAGCUAGGCGUUGUUUGUAUCAGUAUUUAUUAAGGUAUUGUUUUUAUUUGUUGAUUUUUUUGCGAUGAGUUUGCCACCGAAAGUGGUCCCCAAAACCGCCGCUGUCGCAGUUAGCGGACCUGGAAGUGGCCCCUCUCCGUCGAGCCAACUGCGGGCUACCCUGACCUCCGUGUCUCUGCCGCCGGGAGCCCCAACAGCUCCUCAGCCUGGUGCUGUACCACCACCUCAGAUCCCUCGGGUUCAGCCACCUCUGGACGACCGGAUCUUCCCCUCACAGCCCGGAGUCACUGCAGUCUACAGUGUGAGUCCCUGCCAACAGACCCUCUCCCAAACAUAUCCACCGAGCGCCACAGACAUUGCUGUUUUUUUGAGGCAGAGCGCCCAACUGAAGUUCAGUGCAGGAGAAACGCACCAGUUUCCUCCUAAGAACAUUGUAACCUUUAUGAAGGUACCCAGGCACGCUGGCCCUCCUUACACUGCUCAUGACAUCACAAAGGGACACCCUAACUUGGCGGGCACACCACCCGGCCAUGCCCACUCCCCGGCGCUCACUCAGGUAUCCCUUCCCACAGCUUCCCAAUAUCGCUAUGCGAAGGGCUGGGAGGCAGGCGGAGGGUCUCCAUACAACCCUGGACUAAAUGCUGGUUCCGCCCCUUUAGUGUAUUCUCCCCAGACGCAGCCAAUGAAUGCACAGCCACAAAGUCGCCCGUUUGCCACGGGCCCUCGACCAACCCACCAUCAGGGAGGAUUCAGGCCCAUCCAGUUUUUCCAGAGGACUCAGAUGCAGACUGCGAGGCCCACCAUCCCUACUAACACCCCCUCCUUACGGCCCGGCUCCCAGACGCCUACAGCAGCUGUCUACCCCACCAACCAGCCCAUCAUGAUGACCAUGGCCCCCAUGCCUUUCCCCUCCCCACAGGCUGCUCAGUACUACAUCCCACAGUAUCGCCACAGUACGCCCUACGUGGGACCCCCUCAGCAGUAUUCUGUACAGCCUCCGGGGUCCGGCGCCUUUUAUCCUGGGCCGGGGCCAGGGGACUACUCUUCCCCAUAUCACCCCCUCAGGUACCACCCGCCUGUCUCACCCACGGUUCCCGCUCCCGUCCCCACAGCUGUUCCCCAGUACUACCCCGGACAGUCUGUGUACCCCCCCUCACCCCCCAUCAUAGUGCCUACACCACAGCAACCUCCACCAACCAAGCGUGAGAAGAAAACAUCCGCCCAGAUCCGUAUCCGUGACCCCAAUCAGGGCGGCAGGGACAUCACAGACGAGAUCAUGGCAGGGGGUUCAGGGAGCAGGAAUUCAACGCCUCCCAUUGGCCGCCCCUCCUCUACCCCGACACCCCCACAGUUUUUAUGGCCGCACCCUCAUUAUCCUCACAUUUUCUACCUCAAAUCGCAGCAGCAGCCGAGCAGCAGCCAGACUCCAGAGCAGCCGCAGCAGGCCCAUCCUGGGGGCUACGCACUGGAGCCCCCGCAGCCACUACAGCCACAGCAGCCGUCCACCACUACGGCUGCAGACACCAAACCAGGGCCAGAUGAUACGCCAAAACUGGAGCCAGUUGUCCAGAAGUCUUCCUCGCCUGGGCUUGUGCAGCCUGAAGCCCCGUUAGAGAGGCUCCAGGCCAAAGCUCCCGCAACCGAGCCCUCUUCUCCCGUCGAACCAGAACUUCCCUCCCCUGCUUUGAUGAGCGCCCCCGUCACUCUCCCUCUUUCAGUGGCCAACAACAGUGAGCGUGCCCCAGCCAAGGAAUCCACUGCAUCAGCCUCUCCUCCCUCCCCCUCGGUGGGGGAGCACAAGCCACCUCAGACUACCAACACAGACAAGCCUCUCUCCGACGCCCUACGAAGUCCGGCUGCCUCUCCAGCGCCGGCUCCCAAGGCUCUGAACGGCCUUGCAGACCCCGGUGCUGAGCUGGACACGCCGGAGCCUUCUCUCCUGCAUUCAGCUGCCCCCCAGCCCCAGGCCUCGGCCCCCGCUCACAGAGAGGCCUCUUCCUCCGACGCUUUGCCCUCUGACGUGAGCCCAGAGGUGCCCGUUGCUGCUGCGCUCGCCCCUUUGGCCCCUGUGGCUGUGGUGCCAGUCACCCUGACCUCAAGCCCCGCCCCCGCUUUGCCAGUUUCGCUGCCCCCCGGCCUUCCGCCUCUAGUGCAGGCCACAACAGAGGCCGAGGAGCCGAGCAAGAGCUUCGACACUAAAGACCUCGUCCCCAGAGCGGGGACGGAGGCACACGGAGACAUUACGGACAGCAAAACAGAGGCCCAGCAACAAGCACUCAGCAGCAAGAGUCCCACUACAGUAAAUCAGACUGCUUCUGCUAUACCAAAGACCUGGAGGAAACCAGAUGAAGGGAUCUCUGCUGUAGACGCACCUCACAAGGAGGACGAGGACGAGCCCCGGCCAGCGGAGCCUCCUGCUGUGGAGCAGGUCCUGCCCUCGGCCCCUCUGAGCUGCAGCCCGGGGCCCCUGCCAGCAGCCCUCACCUCCAGCCCUGCUCCAGCUCCUGCCAGCAGCCCAGAGGCGGACGGGAAGCCCGCCGCCCCCGAGGAGAACGGUGAGGCCGAGACGGAGCCCAUGAGGAACGGGGCAGGUCACACCUCAGAGACAGAGAGCAGCGAUGGUGGAGCCACCCCCGCUGACAAGGAGAACUCCACAGGGGCCCCACAGGACAUCGAAGACCUGGCUGAGCCCGGUGGGAAGCGUCAGUAUAACAGGGUCUUCCUGUUGGGCUUCCAGUUCAUUCCCGCCUGCAUACAGAAGCCUGAGGGUCUCCCACCCAUCAGCGACGUGGUGCUGGACAAGAUUAACCAAAAUAAGUUGCCAUCCAGAGCGGUGGAGUCCAGGGUGAUUUCCAGAGGACCCGAUUUCACACCUGCCUUUGCAGAUUUUGGCCGGCAGACCACCGGAGGACGAGGCGCUGCACCUAUGAACAUUGGGGCCCGGCGGCCUCCACCCAGGAAGAUCAUCAUGCACGUUCCUGUUAAUGAUGAAAUUCAGCUGAAGAAAUCAGAGAAUGCAUGGAAACCCAUCAUGAAGAGGCCGGAAGUCGUUAUAGAUGAUCCUGUGGUGCAAAACACACUGGAGCUCUUCAAGAAGGUUCGCAGCAUCCUGAACAAGCUGACGCCACAGAAGUUCAACCAGCUGAUGCAGCAGGUGACGGACCUGACCAUCGACACGGAGGAGAGGCUCAAAGGAGUCAUCGACCUGGUGUUUGAGAAGGCCAUCGACGAGCCCAGCUUCGCCGCGGCCUACGGAAACAUGUGCCGCUGCCUCGCCACGCUCAAAGUGCCCAUGGCAGACAAACCUAACACCACAGUGAACUUCCGCAAGCUGCUGCUAAACCGCUGCCAGAAGGAGUUUGAGAAAGACAAGGUGGACGACGUGGUGUUCGAGAGGAAGCAGAAAGAGCUGGACUCUGCUGCAUCGACGACAGAGCGCGAGCGGCUGCAGGUGGAGCUGAGGGAAGCCAAGGACAAGGCCCGGCGGCGCUCCAUCGGCAACAUCCGCUUCAUCGGCGAGCUCUUUAAGCUCAAGAUGUUGACGGAGGCCAUCAUGCACGACUGUGUUGUCAAGCUGCUGAAGAACCACGACGAGGAGUCUUUGGAGUGUCUCUGCAGGCUGCUCACCACCAUCGGCAAGGACCUGGACUUUGAGAAGGCCAAGCCUCGCAUGGAUCAGUAUUUUAACCAGAUGGAAAAAAUCGUCAAGGAGAGGAAGACGUCGUCUCGGAUACGGUUUAUGUUACAGGACAUUGUAGACCAGAGAUUGCACAACUGGGUGUCCAGGAGAGCCGACCAGGGCCCCAAAACCAUCGAGCAGAUCCACAAAGAGGCAAAGAUUGAAGAGCAGGAGGAGCAGAGGAGAGUGCAGCAGCAGCUUCUCUCCAAGGACAGCAAGAGACGGACAGAUCCAAGAGAUCAGAGAGAUCAGCGGGAGCAGCGGGAUCCGCGGGUGCCGAGAGAAGAGACCUGGAACACUGUGCCCGUGACGAAGAACAGCAGGACCAUCGACCCCACCAAGAUCCCAAAGAUCUCCAAGCCUCAAAUGGAUGAAAAGAUCCAGCUCGGCCCCCGGGCUCAAGUCACGUGGGUGAAGGGCAGCAGUGGAGGAGCCAAGGCCAGUGACUCAGAACUAUCACGGACGGCCGGCCUCAAUCGAUACUCUGCGCUGCAGUCUACUCCUUCCCCUCAACCCUCCACCACUCCUCCACAGAACACAGACUUUGACCCCAGGACAACUCUGGGAAGCAGUCGUAGCAGUGUGGGGAAAGACCGCGUUGAGAAGCCCCUGAUCUCCACCCCUCCAUCGUCACGGCCCGGACCCUUCACCAGGGAAGGCAGUUCCAAGGAGCUGCUGGAGAGUCCGACCCCCGAGGAGCCGCGCACAGAGCCGGAGCGAGAGGGAGCCGAGCCCCGGAAACCGAGCGUCACCGAGGACAAGACGGAGCGCAGAGUCAGAGAGCCGGUGAAAGCUGAGCCAGUGGUCCCGACUUCAGACAGACCUGCUCUCUCUGAGGAGGAGAUCGAGAGGAAGUCCAAGUCCAUCAUCGACGAGUUCCUGCACAUAAAUGACUACAAGGAGGCUGUGCAGUGUGUAGACGAGCUGGACCUGAGCUCUCAGCUGCACGUGUUUGUGCGCAUCGGGGUGGAGUCCACACUGGAGCGCAGUCAGAUAACCCGGGACCACAUGGGCCAGCUCCUCUUCCAGCUGCUGCAGCGCGGCAUCCUGCCCAGAGCCCAGUUCCACAAAGGCUUUGCGGACAUGCUGGAGCAGGCGGACGACAUGGCCAUCGACAUUCCCCACAUCUGGCUUUACCUGGCCGAGCUGCUCAGCCCCGUGCUGAAGGAGGGGGGCUUCUCUAUGAGAGGGCUCUUUAGUGAAUUAAGCAAGCCUUUGCUUCCUGUGGGAAGAGCUGGGAUCUUAAUUUCUGAAAUACUGCACAUACUAUGCAAACAAAUGAGCCAUAGGACUGUGGGUUCUUUGUGGAGGGAAUCUGGCCUCAACUGGACCGACUUCCUACCAGAGGGGGAGGACGUCCAGGCUUUCAUCUCACAACAGAAACUCCAGUUUGUUCUGUCGGACGGCUCGAGUCCGGAGACGGCUCUGUCCGGAAGGAUCUACUCUCCUGAGGAGCUGAGUCAGCAGCUGGAGAGACUCCUCCUGGAGGACAUGGCCAGCGACGAGCAGAUCUUUGACUGGGUAGAGGCAAACCUAGAUGACUCUCAGAUGAGCUCGUCCCCCUUUCUGAGGGCUCUGAUGACAGCUGUGUGUAAGGCAGCAGUGAAAGAUGAUAACACCAACUGUCGAGUGGACACGGCCAUCAUCCAGAGGAGAUUGCCUGUAUUACUCAAGUACCUUAACUCAGACACUGAGCGACAGCUGCAAGCACUUUAUGCACUUCAGAUGCUGAUCGUCGCACUCGAUCAGCCUCCAAACCUCCUCCGGAUGUUCUUUGACUGUCUGUAUGACGAGGACGUCAUCUCGGAGGACGCUUUCUACAAGUGGGAGACGAGCAAAGACCCUGCCGAGCAGGAGGGGAAGGGAGUGGCCCUCAAGUCUGUUACGGCCUUCUUCACCUGGCUGCGGGAAGCGGAGGAGGAGUCGGAAGAUAAUUGACGAGGGACACACCCGGGGGGAGGGUGGGGCAGGGCGUAGAAGAACUGCAUACUUACAGCAGAACAAACAAACUUUCAAAAUGGGUGUAUGGGCAGGACAACAUGUUUUACGGCUGGAAUUUUUUUCUGCGGUACAGUUCUGAAACAUGCCGCCAUUUUGAGUUUGGAUUCCAACAGCUGAAGCACUAAAUACCUGUAUUAUAAAUAGAAAAUAUUUUUGUUUUAAAUUUUAACUUACGUUUGUUUUGUUACUUUUUAAGAAGAGACUUAAAAGAUACAUAGGUUCCGGACUCUUUAAUUUAUUAUUUUUUUAAGGACUGCAAAUAUGAAAGUUAUUUAACAUUUGCAGAUGCUCACAAAUGAGAACAACAGAAAUAACAAUAUAAUUAAUUAUAAUAACAAAAUAAUAAUUGUGAAAUAAAUAGCCUCCCUGGAUUCCACACUGUUUGGUUUAAAACAGGGUAAACAAAGUUAUUUUGGGAUGAAGGGGAAGCAGAGAUAAAGAAGAGUGGAUGCACAGAAACUAUUAACGUUGUCCGUGUUUGACAUUUCCAGGUCCAAGUCUUCUCCUAACAGGCAGAAAGUGUUUCCCUCAGCCUUGGCUUGCUCUAAGUUGAUAUACAUAAGCCUCAUGACAGGUUAGAGGUAUGCAUUCAAGAAGCGAUGCAGGUCUGUCCACAGAACUUUCAAAACAAACGCAGACGAACAAACCGGACACAUUCAAAUGAAACGAGCAAAAAAGGCAACAUUAAAAAGCAAAUGGCCAGGGUCGUUCAACGUGAAAUGCUUGUAAUACUUCAAACUACAGAGCAGAUAAAACUUGUAAAUACAUUAAAGACAAAAAAGGUAUUUAAAAAGU